AUGCCAGGCUUGGCUAUCCUGGUCCUCAGCCUGGCUGCUUUCCUGGAGCUUGGGAUGGGGGCCUCUUUGUGUCUGUCACGGCAAUUCAAGGCACAAGGGGACUACAUACUAGGUGGACUAUUUCCCCUGGGCUCAACUGAGGAGGCCACUCUGAACCAGAGAACACAACCCAAUGGCAUCCUGUGUAACAGGUUCUCACACCUUGGUUUGUUCCUGGCCAUGGCUAUGAAGAUGGCUGUGGAAGAGAUCAACAACGGAUCUGCCUUGCUCCCUGGGCUGCAACUGGGCUAUGAUCUGUUUGACACAUGCUCAGAGCCAGUGGUCACCAUGAAGCCCAGUCUCAUGUUCAUGGCCAAGGUGGGCAGUCAAAGCAUUGCUGCCUACUGCAACUACACACAGUACCAACCCCGUGUGCUGGCUGUCAUUGGUCCCCACUCAUCAGAGCUUGCCCUUAUCACAGGCAAGUUCUUCAGCUUCUUCCUUAUGCCACAGGUCAGCUAUAGCGCCAGCAUGGAUCGGUUAAGUGACCGGGAAACAUUUCCAUCCUUCUUCCGCACAGUGCCCAGUGACCGGGUGCAGCUGCAGGCGGUUGUGACUCUGCUACAGAAUUUCAGCUGGAACUGGGUGGCUGCCCUAGGUAGUGAUGAUGACUAUGGCCGGGAAGGUCUGAGCAUCUUUUCUGGUCUAGCCAAUGCACGCGGUAUCUGCAUCGCACAUGAAGGCCUGGUGCCACAACAUGACAUUAGUGGCCAACAGUUGAACAAGGUGUUGGAUCUGCUACGCCAAGUGAACCAAAGUAAUGUACAAGUGGUGGUGCUGUUUGCCUCUGCCCAUGCUGUCUCCUCCCUUUUUAGCUACAGCAUCCGUCAUGGCCUCUCACCCAAAGUAUGGGUGGCCAGUGAGUCCUGGCUGACUUCUGACCUGGUCAUGACACUUCCCAAUAUUGCCCGUGUGGGCACUGUGCUUGGGUUUCUGCAGCGGGGUGCCCCACUGCCUGAAUUUCCCCACUAUGUGGAGACUCGCCUUGCCCUGGCUGCUGACCCAACAUUCUGUGCCUCACUGAAUGCCGAGCUGGAUCUGGAGGAGCAUGUGAUGGGGCAACGCUGUCCACAAUGUGACUACAUCGUGCUGCAAAACCUAUCAUCUGGGCUGUCACAGAAUCUAUCAGCUGGGCAGUUGCACCACCAAAUAUUUGCAACUUAUGCAGCUGUGUACAGUGUGGCUCAGGCCCUUCACAACACCCUACAGUGCAAUGUCUCACAUUGCCACACAUCAGAGCAUGUUCAACCCUGGCAGCUCCUGGACAACAUGUACAAUAUGAGUUUCCAUGCUCGAGACUUGACACUGCAGUUUGAUGCUAACGGGAAUGUAGACAUGGAAUAUGACCUGAAGAUGUGGGUGUGGCAGAGCCCUACACCUGUAUUACAUAAUGUAGGCACCUUCAAUGGCACCCUUCAGCUAGAGCACUCUAAAAUGUACUGGCCAGAUAACCAGGUGCCAGUCUCCCAGUGUUCCCGACAGUGCGAAGAUGGCCAGGUGCGCAGAGUAAAGGGCUUUCAUUCCUGCUGCUAUGACUGUGUGGACUGCAAGGCAGGCAGCUACCGGAAGCAUCCAGAUGACUUCACCUGUACUCCGUGUAACCAGGACCAGUGGUCCCCAGAGAAAAGCACAACCUGCUUACCUCGCAGGCCCAAGUUUCUGGCUUGGGGGGAGCCAACUGUGCUGUCAUUACUCCUGCUGCUUUGCCUGGUGCUGGGCCUAGCACUGGCUGCUCUGGGGCUCUUUGUCCACCACUGGGACAGCCCUCUUGUUCAGGCCUCAGGUGGGUCACUGUUCUGCUUUGGCGUGAUCUGCCUAGGUCUCUUCUGCUUCAGUGUCCUUCUGUUCCCAGGACGACCAAGCUCUGCCAGCUGCCUUGCACAACAACCAAUGGCUCACCUCCCUCUCACAGGCUGCCUGAGCACACUCUUCCUGCAAGCAGCCGAGAUCUUUGUGGAGUCUGAGCUGCCAAUGAACUGGGCAAACUGGCUAUGCAGCUACCUUCGGGGACCCUGGGCUUGGCUGGUGGUACUGUUGGCCACUUUUGUGGAGGCAGCACUAUGUGCCUGGUAUUUGAUAGCUUUUCCACCAGAGGUGGUGACAGAUUGGCGGGUGCUGCCCACAGAGGUACUGGAGCACUGCCGCAUGCGUUCCUGGGUCAGCCUGGGCUUGGUGCACAUCACCAAUGCAAUGUUAGCUUUCCUCUGCUUUCUGGGCACUUUCCUGGUACAGAGCCAGCCUAGUCGCUACAACCGUGCCCGUGGUCUCACCUUCGCCAUGCUAACUUAUUUCAUCACCUGGGUUUCUUUUGUGCCCCUGCUGGCCAAUGUGCAGGUGACCUACCAGCCAGCUGUGCAGAUGGGUGCUAUCCUAUUCUGUGCCCUGGGCAUCCUAGUCACCUUCCACCUGCCCAAGUGCUAUGUGCUUCUGUGGCUGCCAAAGCUCAACACCCAGGAGUUCUUCCUGGGAAGGAGCCCUAAGGGAGCAGCAGAUGGGAACAGUGGUAGAGGUGAGGCAACUCAAGAACACAACAAAUGACCCCUGACCAAUGACCUUACCUUUAGUGAACCCAGCCCUACCAGAGAUCUCCUAAGCCAACAAAUCCUAAAUAGUACCUCAACCUGAGACUUAAAACACUUAACUAUAGACUCAGACUCCACUGACCUUAG
Messenger RNA from Grammomys surdaster, 2708 nucleotides. It is a transcript of the gene Tas1r3, whose product is annotated as taste 1 receptor member 3. The coding region runs from base 1 to 2577 and encodes 858 amino acids. Lineage: Eukaryota; Metazoa; Chordata; Mammalia; Rodentia; Muridae. Gene Ontology annotation, cellular component: membrane. The record is from RefSeq and is a predicted model, not a curated record. The transcript is spliced from 6 exons. Gene Ontology annotation, molecular function: G protein-coupled receptor activity; sweet taste receptor activity. Gene Ontology annotation, biological process: G protein-coupled receptor signaling pathway; sensory perception of umami taste; sensory perception of sweet taste.